Molecule: messenger RNA, 987 nt
Organism: Dufourea novaeangliae
Lineage: Eukaryota; Metazoa; Arthropoda; Insecta; Hymenoptera; Halictidae
Product: delta(3,5)-Delta(2,4)-dienoyl-CoA isomerase, mitochondrial
Exons: 7
Coding region: 16-939 (307 amino acids)
Cellular component (GO): mitochondrion
Molecular function (GO): delta(3,5)-delta(2,4)-dienoyl-CoA isomerase activity
Source: RefSeq, a predicted model, not a curated record
UUUGUGAAUAGAGAAAUGUUGCACGUAAUUAAACAUCCAUUAUUUGUAAAUGGUGUAAAAACACAAAUACAAAAUUAUUGCAAAAUGAAUUACACUAGUGGGCAGAUUUUUGAAAAAUACAAAACAUUAAAAAUAUCAUUACCAAAGCAAUUUACCUAUAUGGUGCAAUUAAACAGGCCUACAAAACUUAAUGCCAUUAAUGAUGUUAUGUGGAAAGAAUUUAAAAAAUGUGUUGAUGACUUAGCAGUAGAAUCGGACUGCAGAGUUAUAAUCCUAUCAGGUAGUGGCAAAACAUUUUGUGCAGGAAUUGAUGUUCAGGAUGUGGUGAAUUGGGCACCAAAAUUAGCAGAACAUGAAGACAUUGCCCGGAAAUGUAAAAUAGUACAACUUAUGAUUAAGGAGUACCAAGAUUGCAUUACUGCUAUAGAAAAGUGUCCAAAACCUGUGAUUGCAGCUGUACAUGGUGCAUGUAUUGGUGCUGGAGUAGACAUGAUAUCAGCAGCUGAUAUUCGUUAUUGUACUUCAGAUGCAUGGUUUCAAAUAAAAGAAGUUGCACUAGGUAUGGCUGCUGAUGUGGGUACACUGCAAAGAUUUCCAAAAAUUAUAGGUUCUGACAGUUUAGUUAGGGAACUGGUAUAUACAGCAAGGAAAUUUACAGCUUCUGAGGCAUUACAACAUGGUUUUGUUAGUUGUUUAUUUGAGACUGAAGAAAGCUUGCUGGAAGGAUCAAUUGCACUCGCAAAUGAAAUAGCAAGUAAAAGUCCAGUAGCAGUGCAAGGUUCAAAGUUAAGUUUGGUUUACUCAAGAGAUCACUCUGUUCAAGAGGGUUUAGAUCACAUUGCAAUGCAUAAUCAAAGUAUGCUUCAAAGUGAGGACUUUGCAAAUGCUACAAUGUCGCAAGUUGUUAAAUCAGAACCUCCAGUUUUUUCAAAAUUGUGAGACUCGGAUCUUCAUACACAUAUAACAAGUUAAUAAUUAUACAUAAUU